AUGAAGAAAAAGAAGUUGAAACCUUCUAUAUCGACCUGGAAAAGUCCUAAAGAGCUUCCCGAGUUUAUCAUGACGACUACGACCAUCCAUAGGAACUCGCAAUUCGGAACCCCUCCUCGCUGGACGCGGGAGUCACCCCAUGGAGGAUACCAUAAUGAAAUUGACCACAUCAUCGUCAGUAAAAGGUUUUGCCUGAUGAAUGUCGCUGCUGUACCGAAGUUUUAUACGGGAUCGAACCAUCGCCUUCUUCGAGAAGUAGUUUCUUUCACAGGCAGAGAGCUGCAGAGCGGGGAUAAAAGAAGACCUCGAAGAGAGAAGAGAUCAUUACCGGCUGAAGCAACAAAGACUGGUGGAAGCAUUCGCUACGCCCGUCGGAACUUCGCCAACCGUAAGACAAAAAUGACUGCUCUCCGGAACCCGGAUCGAACAACUACAACAUCGAGAAGUUGA
Messenger RNA from Necator americanus (New World hookworm), 450 nucleotides. RefSeq lists its product as uncharacterized. Bases 1 to 450 code for a protein of 149 amino acids. The transcript has a single exon. Lineage: Eukaryota; Metazoa; Nematoda; Chromadorea; Rhabditida; Ancylostomatidae. The record is from RefSeq and is a predicted model, not a curated record.